AUGAUAAUUUUGGUAAUAUUCUCAGUAUGUAUCAGCCUUUGCACCAAUGUACAAGCAGGUUCCAUUUCUACACCAACGACCACAAGUCUGGUACACAAUACUUUUGGCGCUGACCUCACAAGAAUUGCUGAAUCCUGCUUCAGCGGUGCCAAUCACGAGCAGCUAACACGCUACACGGUUCGCCGUUCCAUAGCUCGAACACUUGGCAGUGUAUUGAACCCAGAGUUUCUGUUAACCAUAGGUUUAACGGAGUUACGGUCGACGCUGAAUCUCGAGCCACUGCCUCCAUGGAAACCUUACAACAACACGGAUCCCAGUGACUUGGAUCUUGCAUCAGCGCCUACCAUUCAGGCCUAUUACGAUCUCAAAGAACCGCGCGACGUAAUGAGAAGCCUUGAUGAUGACUACAAUUAUGAACACAAUUUAACUCCUGCGAAAGCAUAUCUGGAUAAACAAUUUCCAGCGACUCGAAAAGUUUUUAAACGUAGGUUUGAAAAGAUUCGUCGGUCCAUAGAAUUGUUAGAUAGGAAGAGAAUAGAUAAAAUGAAUGGAAAGUAUUACAAGGCUAAUUCAUUAAUAACCGAAACAGUAGAGCAAACUACUUCAAGGAGAAAUCUGUUUAGAUGCUGGAAUGCAACUAAUUAA
Messenger RNA from Caenorhabditis briggsae, 645 nucleotides. NCBI's taxonomy places the organism in Eukaryota, Metazoa, Nematoda, Chromadorea, Rhabditida, Rhabditidae. The record is from RefSeq and is a predicted model, not a curated record. The transcript is spliced from 2 exons. Bases 1 to 645 code for a protein of 214 amino acids.